This is a messenger RNA of Humulus lupulus (European hop), 636 nucleotides long. RefSeq lists its product as uncharacterized. Bases 1 to 636 code for a protein of 211 amino acids. The record is from RefSeq and is a predicted model, not a curated record. The transcript has 2 exons. Lineage: Eukaryota; Viridiplantae; Streptophyta; Magnoliopsida; Rosales; Cannabaceae.
AUGCCCAGUUAUGUGAAAUUCUUGAAGGAGAUUUUGUCAAAGAAGAGAAAAAUGAAGGACUAUGAAACUGUGGCGCUGAGAGAGGAGUGCAGUGCAAUCUUGCAAAGAAAGCUUCCUCAAAAGCUUAGGGACCCGGGAAGUUUCACUAUACCAUGCACUAUUGGGAAUUUUAAGCUUGGUUUGGGUGAAGCAAGGCCUACAACAGUGACAUUACAAUUGGCUAAUAGGUCAAUCAAGCAUCAUAGGGGGAUUAUUGAGGAUGUACUUGUAAAAGUGGACAAGUUUAUUUUUCUAGGUGAUUUUAUUGUGUUGGACAUAGAAGAGGAUGCUGAUGUCUCGAUCAUUCUUGGGAGACCAUUUUUAGCCAUGGGGCAAAAAUUGAUUGAUGUUCAAAAAGGUGAAUUAAGGCUUCGGGUUCAAGGUGAUGAAGUGGUCUUCAAUGUGUUUAAAGCAAUGUCAUACCAUAAAGCAAGCGAUAACUGUUUCUCCAUUGAUGUGAUUGAAAGGGUUGUUUCUGAGAAGAAUGGGAGCACUGAUGCUCUUGAGGUGGUGUUUAAACAGUAUGAAGAAGAUGACAGUGAUGAUGUUGAGGUCAUGGAUUAUGUGAAGUGGGUAAAUUCUUACGGGCCUUACUAG